Diuraphis noxia (Russian wheat aphid) is the source of this 838-nucleotide messenger RNA. RefSeq lists its product as uncharacterized. Gene Ontology annotation, cellular component: extracellular matrix. Lineage: Eukaryota; Metazoa; Arthropoda; Insecta; Hemiptera; Aphididae. The record is from RefSeq and is a predicted model, not a curated record.
UAAAUAUACAUCAGUGUUUAUUUUUUUUUGGUUUAUUUUAUAAACAAAGAUUUAUAUUCAUCCCGUCUAUGUUUCAAGAGUUCAAUAUUUUCAAAAUGACUAUUAAGCCGAUCACUGUGUUCGCCACCGUCGCCACUCUGUUCGCGAGUAUGGCAUUUGCUUAUCCACUGGAGUACAAGAGUUACUACGAUGACCACUAUAAUGGCUACGACGGUGCAGCAGGUCAUCUGCAGUACCAGCACAGCGGUUACGCUCCUGCACCCGCCGCUCCAUACCAUUUCGAGUACGGCGUGAAGGACCUGCACACGCACGACAUCAAGAGCCAACAGGAAGUGAGCGACGGCCACGGUAACGUCAAGGGAUCGUACAGUCUGGUGGAACCGGAUGGCUCCAUCCGAGUGGUUGAAUACACGGCCGACCAUGAACACGGGUUCAACGCUGUGGUCAAGAAAAUUGAAGCUCCCAAAGACAACAAUAAAUAUUAUUACCAUCAGUCGCACGCAGACGUUGACUACUACCACCAAUAGCCGUCAAACUAUCACAAGUACUAUUGAUUACCUAAUUAUAAUUGUGAAAUCCGAAAUGUAACAUUGUGUAUUCUUAUUACUAUCAUAAUAUUAUUCAUAAUAAUCUACUGAUAAAUAAUUGUUCUAAGGCUAUUGUUGUUGUUGUUGGRCAUAUGUAAUUAUAAUAAUAAUAUUAAUAUAAARUUGGUGAUUUUUGACAUAGAAGCGAUCAUAUACCUAGUUAGUAACCUUGCUAUUUGGAUCAUAAUAUAAUGUUAUGCAAACAAUAAUUACCUAACUCGUUUAUUGAAUAAACCAUUUUUAUUGUUGAA